AAUUCACAAGACUUGCUCCCUCCACCGCCUCCUGCUACUCUUUCUCUCUCUCUAGGAUGGCAAGGAGUAGUAGUAACGUGACAGCCUUGGCCAUGGCCUUGCUGCUGCUGGUAGGCCUCUCGAAUGGCCAGCUCCAGGUGCGGUUCUACUCCAAGUCCUGCCCCAAUGCGGAGGCCACCGUCGCCUCCAUCGUCCGGCAGGCCGCCUCCUCCGACCCGACCAUCCUCCCCGCGCUCCUCCGCCUCCAGUUCCACGACUGCUUCGUCCGGGGCUGCGACGCGUCGGUGCUGAUCAAGGGCGGGAACAACAACGCCGAGGUCGACAACAACAAGCACCAGGGGCUGCGCGGGCUGGAAGUCAUCGACGGCGCCAAGGCGCAGCUCGAGUCGCAGUGCCCCGGCGUCGUCUCCUGCGCCGACAUCGUCAUCCUCGCCGCCCGUGACGCCGUCGCAUUCGCGGGCGGGCCGUCGUUCGACGUGCCGACAGGGCGGCGCGACGGGAAGGUGUCGAACCUGCGUGACGCCGACGCGCUUCCGGACGUGAAGGAUGGAAUCGACGUGCUCCGCUCCAAGUUCGCCGCCAACGGCCUCAACGAGAAGGACCUCGUCCUCCUCAGCGCGGCACACACGGUGGGCACGACGGCGUGCUUCUUCAUCCAGGACCGGCUCUACAACUUCCCGCUCCCUGGCGGCGGCCGCGGCUCGGACCCGACCAUCCCACCGGGCUUUCUCGCGGAGCUCAAGUCCCGGUGCGCGCCGGGUGACCUCAACACGCGCCUGCCCCUGGACCGCGGCAGCGAGGGCGUCUUCGACACCUCCAUCCUCCGCAAUAUCCGCAACGGCUUCGCCGUCAUCGGCUCCGACGCUGCGCUCUACAACGACACCUCCACCGUCGACGUCGUCGACUCCUACUCCGGCCUGCUCAGCACCUUCUUCGGGCCCUACUUCAGGCAGGACUUUGCCGACGCCAUGGUCCGGAUGGGCAGCAUCGGCGUGGUCACCGGCCGCAAGGGCGAGGUCAGGAAGGUCUGCUCCAAGUUCAACUGAUCCCCGCGCGCCACGUACCUGUCGAUCCAUAGAUCCUUCAUUCAUUGCACACGGUUGGCCCAUCCAUGGAUAGCACGGUGGGUUUCGUUGGGAGCUUUCAAGGCAUUGAUCUUUAAUUUUAUUAGUCAGUACAUUCUGUAGAUCUCACUGGAAAAAACAGAUUCAAAUGCUGCUACAUAUAUGUGCGCGCCAAAAUGAAAAUUGUACAAGGUUCAGAAAAGCGAGACGCUUUAGGAUCUGUGCAGUUUUCUUUUUGAAGCGAUACAUAUGGAAGCGGUGUCGUGGAUGGGAUAUAUAGGGUAUAAGAUGAAUUUGGUCUCGUGAUUGUAUACAAAUAUAUAAGUGGAUAAGUUAAUCAUUUUGUUCUUUGGUUUUUUGUGGUAUUGUAUUCAUUUGUGUUGUGUUGUGUUGUGUUGAGUGAGCAUGUAAAGAAGUGUUGAGUUCAUCGCAAGAGGUGUCAAAUAUUGUGACGAUUUGUCCUCUGGCUUAUAAUUCAAUAUAUGCAUUUUUUCUGUA
Molecule: messenger RNA, 1562 nt
Organism: Phragmites australis (common reed)
Lineage: Eukaryota; Viridiplantae; Streptophyta; Magnoliopsida; Poales; Poaceae
Product: peroxidase 43-like
Exons: 4
Coding region: 57-1046 (329 amino acids)
Biological process (GO): hydrogen peroxide catabolic process; response to oxidative stress
Cellular component (GO): plasmodesma; plant-type cell wall
Molecular function (GO): peroxidase activity; heme binding
Source: RefSeq, a predicted model, not a curated record